UCCUUCUGUCAGGCCAGGAGCAUCAACCACUUCUUCUGUGAGCUGCCCACCCUCCUGCAGCUCUCCUGCUCCAACACAAGCACAAAUGAUGUCUUGCAGGUUUACCACACUGUGUUAAACACCGUGGGCCCUCUCCUGAUGAUCCUGGUGUCCUACAUCUACAUCCUCCACACCGUCCUGCAGAUCCCUUUGGCCACGAGGAGGCUGAAGGUCUUCUCUACCUGUGCUUCCCACUUGGUUGCCAUCACCAUCUUCUACGCACCCGGGAUCCUCACCUAUGUCCAGCCUCAUGAGGCAUCCUCAUGGGAUCAGGCAAAGCUGGUGUCGGUGUGUUACUGCAUCCUCACCCCAACCCUCAACCCCCUCAUCUACAGCCUGAGGAACAAGGAGGUGAAGGGGGCUCUGCAUGAUGGGUGGAAGAAGGUGAAUGUCAUCAUCAAGGAGAGCACAAGGACUGGGGCUGCCUUGGUCCCCAGUGGGAUAAAGAAACAAAUUCCCCAGGAAGCUGUCAUCAGGCAGAGUAAGGACAGGAGGGUGACCAUGAGCAGCCAGCCCAGAGCUGCUGAGAAGGCAGGUUUGGAGAUCACCCUGGUGGAGAGCACCCUCAGGAGGCUUCCUCACCUCUGA
Molecule: messenger RNA, 627 nt
Organism: Pezoporus flaviventris
Lineage: Eukaryota; Metazoa; Chordata; Aves; Psittaciformes; Psittacidae
Product: olfactory receptor 10A3-like
Exons: 3
Biological process (GO): G protein-coupled receptor signaling pathway
Cellular component (GO): membrane
Molecular function (GO): olfactory receptor activity
Source: RefSeq, a predicted model, not a curated record